Molecule: messenger RNA, 762 nt
Organism: Cotesia congregata
Lineage: Eukaryota; Metazoa; Arthropoda; Insecta; Hymenoptera; Braconidae
Source: the annotation of a GenBank genome assembly
AUGUUGCUGUCACAUGAAAGUCAAAUUAAGUUUUCUGCUUGGCGAGUUUCAGAUGAUGUUUCUCGAGCCAAUUCUCAACUGCGUCAAUGGUUUCCCGAACCAGUUAGUUCCCCAACCAAGGUACAAGCUGAAGAAUCCCAAAAGGAUGGAUCGGCAUUAGGCUCGGAGGAAUACGUGGGAACGGCAAUUAUUACAGUUGGAUCUGCUAUCUCACUACUCCUUAAAGAUCCGGAGGAGGAAGUCGAUAAGCUAAAGCUCUUGGAGUACCUCAGCGAUACUGGGAAAUUACUAGCUGAAACUUUUCAUCAGCACUCAGCAGCUAGAAAGGCAUAUAUGACACCAGUUAUGAAAAAGAGUGUGAAGACACUGGUAGAUUCAAUCCACUCAGAAGAGUGCCUUGAUGGUGAUAAAUUGGCAGACCAAAUUAAAGAAGCCAAAACUAUCGAAAGGAAACUGAAAAGGCCCGUCUUCUCAAUACAGACAGACGGACCCAGUCAACCAUCGGAGAUUUUCGCGCUUCAAGUCGAGAACUCAGAACCGCAGAAAUCCGACAUCUACUCGGGAAAAGAGCCGGGACUUCAUGGAAUCGUCGAAGAAGUUACAGAGCCACGUGGCCAAGAUGGCGGCCUCACGUGGGAAACCGGCGCUGGAUCCCGCCUGGGAGAAUCUCAACAAUCACCACGUUGGAAUAAUGCCAAAGACUUACCGAGAUUUGUCAAGUCGCCUGGUCAAGAUACUCUCGGUGGAUUAAAUAAAAACUGA